Messenger RNA from Wallemia ichthyophaga EXF-994, 468 nucleotides. RefSeq names its product 60S ribosomal protein L28. Gene Ontology annotation, biological process: translation. NCBI's taxonomy places the organism in Eukaryota, Fungi, Basidiomycota, Wallemiomycetes, Wallemiales, Wallemiaceae. The record is from RefSeq and is a predicted model, not a curated record. Gene Ontology annotation, molecular function: structural constituent of ribosome. The transcript is spliced from 3 exons. The coding region runs from base 1 to 468 and encodes 155 amino acids. Gene Ontology annotation, cellular component: ribosome; cytosolic large ribosomal subunit.
AUGGUGAUUAGUGCAUUGCUGCAUUUGUCAGGUGAUCUCCAAUGGCUCUUGUUGCGUAAAUCUUCCUCUUUCAUUCGCCCAAGUGCACCAGGUUCCCACAAGUUGUCUUCUGAGCCUGGUAACUUGCUCGCAAACCACUCUUACAAGUACUCUUCAACCAUCAAUGGUCAAAAGGCUCUUGGUGUCAACCCACACGACAAGGGUGCUGUAAUCGUUGCUCGUAAGACCAAGGCCCCAGUCAACCAAUGGAACAAGGGCUUCGCUAAGACCCAAGUCACUGGAGGAAAGCGUCGUGCUUACAAGUCAACUGCCAAUGUUGUUGCUACUACUCGCCCAGAUCUUGUCAAGCCAGCUGUUGCUAAGGUUUCAGCCAUUUACGCUUCUAAAGGCCAAAAGAAGGAUGCUCCAGCCAAGAAGGUCCGUGGCAAGAAGGCACAAGCCCCAUUGCCAGCUCCAAAGGCCGAGUAA